Pisolithus orientalis is the source of this 411-nucleotide messenger RNA. RefSeq lists its product as uncharacterized. The transcript has 2 exons. The record is from RefSeq and is a predicted model, not a curated record. Lineage: Eukaryota; Fungi; Basidiomycota; Agaricomycetes; Boletales; Pisolithaceae. The coding region runs from base 55 to 321 and encodes 88 amino acids.
GGGAGAAGCUUAGGGGUGUUUGGGGUCCUCGAGGACAAUGAAUGUUGUGGAUCCAUGUUUUGUUUGCACACCAGUAGUAUUUGGCUUUCCAUUGCCAAUCAGCUAUUGUCCGCGGGUGGUGCUACAGCGUGGCCAGUCGUCUUUUGUCUACGGAGUACUCUUAAGUACUCCCAAGCCAACAGGAAAUGUCUCCUCACCGUUGAGCUAGUCUCGCGUCUCCUUGUAUCGAAGAAGAAAAAAGCACUUCACCUUGUCUUUCUCGGACUCUUCGUUCAUAACUACUCGGAAUACCCCAUAUUUGCAUUUUGCAGGAGUUAUUAAUCGGCCGUUGAUCAGCUGCUCGUUCCUUGUACUUUUUUCAGUGCGACAGUAAUACUUGGUAACCGGAUAAGUCCGCUACUCCCCUUUCCA